AUGCCCCCGGACACCCAGGCAGGUGAGGAGGAACCCUACAAGUGCUUGGAGUGUGGGAAGGGCUUCAGGUGCAGCUCUGAGCUCGUCACCUACCAACACAUCCACACCAGGGAACGGCCCUACGAGUGCCUCGAGUGCCCAAAAAUGUUUCACACCACUUCCACUCUCGUCAGGCACCAGCGGAUUCACACAGAGGAGAGGCCCUUCCGCUGCCCUGAGUGCGGGAAGGGCUUUAGAGAAAACAUCAGCCUUGUUACCCACUGGUGCAUCCAAACCAGGGAGAGGCCCUACGAGUGUCCCAAGUGUGGGCAGAGCUUCAGCCAGAGUUCAGAGCUGGUGGUCCAUGAGCAGCUUCAUGAUGGGGAGAAGCCCCACAAGUGCUUGGAGUGUGGGAAGUGCUUUAGUCGGAGCUCCCACCUGAUCAGCCACCAGAUGAUCCACACCGGCGAAUGGCCCUACGAGUGUGGGGAGUGUGGGAAGGGCUUCAGCUACAGAUCCAGCCUUGUGACCCACCAACGCAUCCACACUGGGGAGAAGCCCUACGAGUGUCCCCAGUGUCAGAAGAGGUUUCAGACCAGCUUCAAUCUCCUCCAGCACCAGCGGAUUCACAAUGAGGAGAGGCCCUUCCACUGCUCUGAGUGCGGGAAGGGCUUCAAGCACAACUUCACCCUCAUCAUCCACCAUCGCAUCCACACAGGGGAGAGGCCCUACGAAUGUCCCCAGUGUGGACAGAGCUUCAGCCAGAACUCAGAGCUGGUGGCCCAUGAGCAGCUUCAUGCCAGCAAGAGGCCCUAUGAGUGCUUGGAGUGUGGGAAGAGCUUCAGGAAGAGAUUCAACCUGAUCUGCCACCAGAGGAUCCACACUGGGGAACGGCCCUACAAGUGCUUGGAAUGUGGGAUGAACUUCAGCCACAGGUCCAACCUGGUUGUCCACCAGAGGUUCCACACUGGGGAGAGGCCCUACGAGUGUCCCAAGUGUCAGAAGAGGUUUCACACCCACCUCCUCAUACAUGAGCGGAUUCACACAGGGGAGAGGCCCUUCCACUACUCCAACUGUGGGAUGGACUUCAGGCACAGAUCCACCCUCGUCACCCACCGGCGCAUCCACACCGGGGAGAGGCGCUUUAAAUGCCAUGCUUGUGGGAAGAGCUUCAGGCAGAGCAGCACCCUGAUCAGCCACCAGAGGAUCCAUGCUGGGGAAUGGCCCUAUGAGUGUGGGGAAUGUGGGAAGGGCUUCAGCUCCAGCUCUGCCCUUGUCAUACACCAACGCAUCCACACAGGGGAGAGGCUCUACAAGUGUCCCCAGUGUCAGAAGAGGUUUCAGAGCAGCUCCAGUCUCCUCCGGCAUAAGCGGAUUCACACGGAUGAGAGGCCCUUGCGCUGCCCUGAGUGCGGGAAGGGCUUCAAGCACAACUCCAACCUCAUCAGGCACCGGCACAUCCACACUGGGGAGAGGGAGAGGCCCUACGAGUGUCCCCAGUGUGAGAAGAGGUUUCACACCAGCUCCAGUCUCCUCCAGCACCAGCAGAUUCACACCGAUGAGAGGCCCUUCCAAUGCCCUGACUGUGGAAAGGGCUUCAAGCGCAACUUCACCCUCAUCACCCACCGGCACAUCCACACCGGGGAGAGGCCCUACGAGUGUCCCCAGUGUGGGAAAAGCUUCACCCAGAUCUCUUUCUUUACCAGACACCAACAGAGGCACCUGUAA
This is a messenger RNA of Melospiza georgiana, 1707 nucleotides long. RefSeq names its product zinc finger protein 271-like. The transcript has 6 exons. Bases 1 to 1707 code for a protein of 568 amino acids. NCBI's taxonomy places the organism in Eukaryota, Metazoa, Chordata, Aves, Passeriformes, Passerellidae. The record is from RefSeq and is a predicted model, not a curated record.